AUUAGCGUUUGACGAUACAGAAGAACGUCAACGAGUGCAUUGGGUUCAUCCACUAAAUUCUAAUAGAAUAACUUUGGGUGAAUUUAGUUGUUUAUACAGUCACUUACGACAGUAUCCUGACCGUUUUUUUAACUAUUACCGAAUGUCAUUAAAAUCGUUUGAUGAAUUAGUUAGUACAAUGCGAUCAAGCAUUUCAAAGAAAAAUACGAAAUUUCGACAAGCUAUCAGCGUAGAAGAACGAUUGACAGUUACAUUGAGAUUUUUGGUAACUGGAGCGCGGUUUACAGCUUUAAGCCAUCAGUUCAGAAUGGGUAGAACCACCGUAAGUAAUAUAAUAAAAAACACCUGUGAUGCAUUAUGGAAUGUUCUACAGCCAAUUGAAAUGCCUAAUCCUACAGCUCAAAAAUGGCAAGACAUUUCAAAUGUUUUUUAUGAAAAAACUAAUUUUCCAAGCUGCAUUGGUGCAGUUGAUGGAAAACAUAUACGGAUAUUUAGUCCUCCACAUAGUGGCUCUAAUUUUUUUUGUUACAAGAAAUUCUUUUCAAUCGUUCUUAUGGCAAUUGCUGAUGCAAAUUAUUGUUUUACCGUUAUUGAUGUGGGGUCGUAUGGACGUGAAGGAGAUACGAAUAUUUUUAGGCAAUCUGCUUUUGGUAAAAAACUUUAUGACAACUCAUUAGCCUUACCAGACUCUACUUGCUUACCUAAUACUGAUGGACCGGAAUUACCUUAUGUUUUGAUCGGAGACGAAGCUUUUGGAAUACAUAGGAAUUUAUUAAGACCUUAUUCAAGUAGAGACCUGAAUCAUUCAAAACGAAUUUUCAAUUAUAGACUAAGUAGAGCAAGAAGAUAUGUAGAGUGCACCUUUGGAAUUCUUUACAAAAAUUUUAAAUAUUUUAUGGUUGUAUCGCGGUAGAACCUGAUUUUGUAAGUAUAAUUGUUCAAGCAGCAGCAGUACUACAUAAUUUCAUAAGACGACGAGAUGGAUUUGCGUUUGAAGACAGUUUAAGCUGCGACAUGUUGUCUAUUGAAUCUCGUGGAGCUGCAUCACGCUCUUUAGAAGGAAAGCAAGUGAGGGAUCAGUUUGCCAAUUACUUUGUAAGUGAAGCUGGGAGUGUUCCAUGGCAAAACGAUAGGAUUUAAUACCUACGUUAAAAUUAUAAUUUUUACAAUAAAAAUGACUAUAA
This is a messenger RNA of Adelges cooleyi (spruce gall adelgid), 1184 nucleotides long. RefSeq lists its product as uncharacterized. Lineage: Eukaryota; Metazoa; Arthropoda; Insecta; Hemiptera; Adelgidae. The record is from RefSeq and is a predicted model, not a curated record. The coding region runs from base 143 to 913 and encodes 256 amino acids. The transcript has 2 exons.